Molecule: messenger RNA, 680 nt
Organism: Zonotrichia leucophrys gambelii
Lineage: Eukaryota; Metazoa; Chordata; Aves; Passeriformes; Passerellidae
Product: calmodulin-regulated spectrin-associated protein 3-like
Exons: 4
Biological process (GO): cytoplasmic microtubule organization; negative regulation of microtubule depolymerization
Cellular component (GO): microtubule minus-end
Molecular function (GO): microtubule minus-end binding; calmodulin binding
Source: RefSeq, a predicted model, not a curated record
CCGGGAUGGUGGCGGCUCCUCCGGCCGCCGCCGCCGCCAUGCGCCGCGGGUUCCUGGUGCCCGAGAUCCGCCCGCUCGACCAGUACGACGGGAACCGGGCCCGCAGCGCCGCCAGCCUGGCCUGGGCCAUCGCCACCGGCUACGGCGGCGCCGCCAACGUCCCCGAGGAGCUCCGUGACCCUUUCUACACCGACCAGUACGCGCAGGAGCACCUGAAGCCGCCGGUGGAGCGCCUCCUGCUGGCCAGCGACAUUUACUGCAGGGCCUGGAGCCACGCCCUGGCCCCGCCCCCCGGCCAGGCCACGCCCCCCGCCUCGGCCACGCCCCCUCCGCAGGACCUGGGGGCGCUGCUGGCGCUGCUGGCGGGGAGGGGGCUCCCCCCAAAUGUGCAGGGGGUCCCCGUAAAGGCGCAGGAUCUGCAGCAGAAACCGAUACGGAUGGGUGCGCACCUGGCUCUGAUCGAUUCCCUCAUGGCCGCCUUCGUCACCGAGGCCACCCGAAAUUUGGGGACCCCCCCUGGAGCCCCCCCGGGACCUCAAUCCUGGGAACCCAAAAUUUUGGCUUGGUUGGAGACGGUGAAUCGGAAGCUGCAGGAAAGCAGUGAAAAGGAGGGCGGGGGGACGGCCCCAAAUUUGGGGGUCCCCGAGAGCUCCACGGCACCCCCGGCGUGCGGCCACAAG